This is a messenger RNA of Lotus japonicus, 1019 nucleotides long. RefSeq lists its product as uncharacterized. The record is from RefSeq and is a predicted model, not a curated record. The transcript has 2 exons. NCBI's taxonomy places the organism in Eukaryota, Viridiplantae, Streptophyta, Magnoliopsida, Fabales, Fabaceae. Bases 54 to 776 code for a protein of 240 amino acids.
UAGGUCUAGUUGGUCGAAUUGCAAACCCUUACUUGUCGUUGUUCAUUUAUGCUAUGGCCGGAACGAAAAACUUUUAUGUUGUGUUCAGAGGGAGGAAGGCUGGUAUCUUCAAGGAAUGGAUUGACUGCCACACUCAAGUUGUGAAGUUCAAGUGUAGUGCAUAUAAAGGGUAUCACACGCGUGCAGAAGCUGAAUCAGCUUGGCAAUACUUUUGUACAACUGGCAAUGUACCUGUCGUCUUGGAUGAUAUACAAGAAAGUGCACCAUUCAUUCCUUGUCCCACUAGCAUCCACCAACUCUCUCUUGAAGGGUUGUCUCUGGAAGAGGGUAGCAGUAGCAACGACAAAACUGAGGCCAAAGCCAAUGAAUUCUUGAUUGAGUAUAGUAACCAAGGUCUCCUACUUGACGUCUGUGAGAGUCUUGGGAUUCCUCCACCGUCUUUUACCUUGUUGGACACGAAGGAUAUCAAUGGUGUUGCUCAUCACAGAUACGGGGUAUGCGUCGUAGGUGACGGGCCGCUCGAGAGACCACUGUUCAUUGUUGGAGAGUUUAACAUUUCACAUACAGAAGGUAAGGACAACGCGGCAUGGUUGAUGGUGCAACAGCUAGUUGGGAAGUCUGGGAAAACGGUUAAGGACUACAACUACCAUAUUGUGGAUCAGUUGCAGGCUCAGUUGAGCAUUAAGGACGACCAACUCAGAACAAUGAGAUCUGAGAUUGCCACGUUGGAUCAUGAACUUCAAACACUCAAGGAUCUCCUUGGCUUUUCCCAAUAGGUACUACAGACUGGAGGAAGGGAGCAGGCCUAAAGUGUGAAUCCAGAUACUAUGUGGUUAUUAAUGGAGCCUUAGAUUAUGUUUGUCCUGUAGUCGUAAGUUUGUUAGUUGUUUACAUUCUCUGCAAGCUUCUUUUCUUUGUAAUGGUUUCCCAGAUGCAGUUAGUGACGAGGCCAAUCUGUAACUUCUGAAUUGCUUUUGAAGUUGUUCUAUGUUCAAUGUUUUCAGCUUAUCAUUUCAAAA